This is a messenger RNA of Hibiscus syriacus, 2004 nucleotides long. Its product is annotated as type I inositol polyphosphate 5-phosphatase 1-like. Bases 430 to 1905 code for a protein of 491 amino acids. The record is from RefSeq and is a predicted model, not a curated record. NCBI's taxonomy places the organism in Eukaryota, Viridiplantae, Streptophyta, Magnoliopsida, Malvales, Malvaceae. The transcript is spliced from 7 exons. Gene Ontology annotation, molecular function: phosphatidylinositol-4,5-bisphosphate 5-phosphatase activity; inositol-polyphosphate 5-phosphatase activity; phosphatidylinositol-3,4,5-trisphosphate 5-phosphatase activity. Gene Ontology annotation, biological process: phosphatidylinositol dephosphorylation.
UUAAGUUUGGAAAUAAUUCGGGCAAAUACCCAAAGAUAAUAUAGCUAAGGAAGUUUCUUCUCAUCAAUCUUCCAAACCUAGACUUUUCAUUGUACUUUUCUUUUUCUUUGUCCAUCUCUCGUGUACUUAAAUCUCUUGGGAUUAUCGCUUCAAUUAUUAAUGUCUGAGCUUCGUUAAGUUUGUUUCCUUGUUUUAAACUUCCUUCUAGCUCAUCUACUUGCUAUCAGGCGAUGAACACAACAAUAUCAACAACAACAAAAACUACAUUACAAUUUUUUUUAUAUUUCUAUUAUAGAGAUCGAUGAAACCUGGAAGAAAGUACUUGAAGAAGUUGCAUUAAGCUUCUGAAUACUAUCCUAAUUAUUCCCUGUUUUUGCAGGGUGCGUACGUGUUCUUUUGGUAUGGAUUUGAGUUUAUUUAGGAGUUAUAAUGGAUAACAUGAACCUAAACUCAAGCUCUGGGAGAUUCCGCAAAUGGUUCAAAAGGAAGCACAAGAACAAUCAUAAUAAGCACAAGCAACCUGAUCCUUACUACGACCUGGAUGUACUUUCAGAUGAAGAUGAUUUCACGGAAGAUGUUUACAUUAGUUCGUUUGAGAUGGAUCCAUGCACUUCAACCAAUGAGUUAAGAAUUUUUGUGGGAACUUGGAAUGUUGCUGGAAGAUCUCCUGUAGGAAGCUUAGCUGUUGAUUUACAUGAGUGGCUAAAACCCCAGGAUGCUGCUGAUAUCUAUGUUCUCGGAUUUCAAGAAAUCAUACCAUUGAAAACUCGAACCGUGAUCGGAGCAGAAGAUCCAACUGAAGCAACAAAUUGGAACUUGUUAAUAGGAAAAACACUUGAUGAAAAAUUCGGUGGCCCUUGGUUGACUCCGGUGUUGAAUCCAAUCUCGAGUGAAGAUUACCAAUAUGUGAAAGUACCUGAUAGUGAAAGAAGAGCAAGUUUCAGUAGCAUAACUGAUAGUAGAUGGAUGAGAGCGAGGUCAAGAACUCAACGACAUCAGCAACUAUUUCCCUGUGGCAGCAAAUACAAGCUGAUGGCAAGCAAGAAAAUGGUUGGAGUUUUUAUUAGUGUGUGGAUGAAGAAGGAAUUGCUCGAGAAAUAUUAUGUUUCAAAUGGGAAAGUCAGCUCAGUGGCUUGUGGAAUCAUGGGCCUUUUAGGAAACAAAGGUUCAGUUUCUGUUAGUAUGUCAAUUGAAGGUACCAGAUUCUGCUUCAUUGCUGCUCACUUGGCUUCGGGUGAGAAGAAUGGUGAUGAAGGUCGAAGGAAUCGUCAAGUUUCAGAGAUUUUUAAGAGAACUUCUUUUCCUCGGUCAGCCAAUGACGAUGACAAUCCUCAUCCUCUCACCAUCUUAGGACAUGAUCAGAUAUUCUGGUUCGGAGACCUCAAUUAUAGGUUAGACUUGGAAGACAAUUUAGCUAGGUAUUUAAUAAAGAAGCAAGACUGGAAGGCACUGCAGGAAUUCGAUCAGCUUCGAAAGGAACAAGAAGAUGGAGGAGUGUUUGAAGGUUGGAGAGAGGGGAACAUCAAUUUUGCUCCAACAUACAAGUAUUCUUCAUCAAAUUGCAAUCGGUACUCGGGUGGUCUUCCCAACAGAUCAGGAGAGAAACAAAGGACUCCAGCAUGGUGUGAUAGAAUUUUGUGGUAUGGAAAAGGAGUGAAACUUUUAUCCUACUUUCGCAGUGAAAGUAAGUUCUCCGAUCAUCGACCCGUCUCUGCCCUAUUCUCAACACGGAUAGAAGUCACGAAAUCCUCCAAUUCAAGUUUUCUAGACAAUGAAACUUUUCCUAAUUUUAUGCCUCCAGAACAGGUUGGGCCAAGUGGAAACAAAGAAGAGGGCAAAUCUACAUUGCUAUCUUUGAUUGUAAAGGAUACCGAAGCAUCUUCAACGCACAUGCAAAAAUUGUAGUUAAACCAUACCAUAUCAUUAUUUCAUAAUCCUAUUCCUCUUUCAUAUCUUACUUUUUGUUGGACAUGGUUUGGUUACGAAUUGGAUCCACAGAUGAAA